AUGGGCAUCAGCCAGUCGACCCUCAACCGGCGCAUAUCGGCGCUCGAAGAAGACCUCGGCACACGCCUGUUCGAACGCUCGACCAGCGGCAGCACCCUGACCGAGGCCGGAUCACGGCUGCUCGAACACGCCGAACGCAUGGAAGCGGAAACCUUGCGGAUCCGGGCAGGCCUUGCCGGCCCCGAUGCUCCGCUGACCGGAACCGUACGGAUCGGCGCGCCCGACGGGUUCGGCGUGGCCUUCCUCGCCGGGCGCAUCGGCACGUUCGCCGCGCGCCAUCCGCACCUGACGGUGCAGAUCGUUCCGGCAUCGCGCAACUUUUCCCUGUCGCGGCGCGAAGCCGACAUUGCCGUAACCGUGGGGCGGCCAUCCAAGGGAAGGCUGCGCGCCAAGAAGCUGACCGACUACACGCUGGGCCUUUAUGCGUCCGCCGACUAUCUGGCCCGGAUGUCGACGCCCCGCACCCACGACGAUCUUCGGAACCAUACACUGAUCGGCUAUGUCGACGACCUGAUCUUCGCUUCGCAACUGGAUUUCGCCGUCGACCUGCCGGUGAAGUGGCAAUCGCGGAUCGAGGUGUCGGGCGCCACAGGCCAGUUCGAAGUCGCGCGCGCCGGCGCGGGCAUCGGCAUCCUGCACCGCUUCAUGGCCGAGGACGACCCGGCGCUGGUCCGGGUUCUGCCGGAGAUCGCGCUGACGCGCAGCUAUUGGGCCGUCUGGCACGAAAGCCAUCAUGCCAGCCGCCGCGUGCGGGCCGUCAUCGACUUCCUGGACGAGGAACUCCUCGACACCGCGUGUCCCAUCGGCGACGAUCUUGACAUGGAAGUCGUGAUCGCCCGCCAUGAGAUGGACCUCGAGCACCUCGGGAAAAUCGGCCAUUGCCUUGCCGAACGCCUCAAGCACGCCGGUUUCGUGCUGGUCGAGCGAGACUUCCACCAUGACCGUUUCGCCGACACCGAGGGCUUCAUGAUUGAGGACCGCGGUGUAGCCGGCGAUGACGCCCUUUUCCUCCAGACGUUUGACCCGCUGCCAGCACGGGCUCGCCGACAAUCCGACGGCCUUGGCCAGUUCGGCAUUGGUCAGACGACCGUUCGCAACCAAGACGGAAAGCCCUGCCGGGCACGCAUUGGGAGCAGCAGUUUGGACUUCGCGCUUUCCGAGGGGCAGCAAAUGCUCUUCGACACGGCCUUCGAAUUCGGUCAGGAACAGAUCGCGCCGCACGCCCAAGCCUGGGAGCGCGCGGGCACGAUACCGCGAGAGCUGCUCGAAAACGCCGGCGCGCUUGGUUUCGGCGCCCUUUAUGUGCCCGAACAAAUGGGCGGGGCGGGUUUGUCACGCCUUGACGCGACGCUCGUGUUCGAGGCGCUGUCGGCGGCGUGCCCGUCUGUUGUAGCCUUUAUCUCGAUCCACAACAUGUGCACACACAUGGUCGCGCACAAUGGCACCGACGCGUUCAAGGAAGCAUGGCUGGAGAGCAUGACCUCCAUGCAGUCGAUCGCCUCUUACUGCCUGACCGAGCCGGGCUCCGGGUCCGAUGCAGCGGCGCUGCGGACCAGAGCAGUCAAAUCCGGCGGAGCCUAUACAUUGAACGGCACCAAGGCGUUCAUAUCGGGUGGCGGGUUUUCCGAUCUCUAUCUGGUCAUGUGCCGCACCGGCGAGGACGGCCCGCGCGGCAUUUCGGCGAUCGUCGUCCCCGACGGCGCCGAUGGGCUGAGCUUCGGCGCGGCGGAGCGCAAGAUGGGCUGGCGCGCCCAACCGACCGCGCAAGUGCAACUCGACGACUGCACCGUGCAGGAGAGCCAUUUGCUGGGCGCGGAGGGGGAAGGCUUCGCGCUCGCCAUGGCGGGCCUGGACGGCGGGCGGCUGAACAUCGCAGCCUGCGCGCUGGGGGGUGCGCAGGCCGCCCUGCGCAUGGCGCUCGACUAUGUCGGCGAGCGCCAGGCGUUCGGCCGGACCAUCGACCAGUUCCAGGGAUUGCAGUUCCGCCUCGCCGACAUGGAAACCGAGUUGCAGGCCGCGCGCGUCUUCCUGCGGCAGGCCGCGUGGAAACUCGACACGAAGAGCCAUGACGCGACGGUCCACUGCGCCAUGGCCAAGCGCUUCGUCACCGACACCGCCUUUCGUGUCGCCAACGAUGCUUUGCAGCUCCUGGGCGGCUAUGGCUAUCUUGAGGAUUACGGCAUCGAGAAGAUCGUUCGCGACCUGCGCGUCCACCAGAUUCUCGAAGGCACGAACGAGAUCAUGCGCGUCAUCACGGCGCGAUCGCUUCUGCGGGGCCGCGUCGGCCAUAUCACGCUGAACAGGCCAAAGGUGCUGAACGCGCUGUCGCCGGCCAUGAUCGAGGCCAUUUCGAAUGCGCUGUCCGACUGGGCGCGUGAUCGCGACAUUGCGAUGGUGCUGAUCGAUGCGGCGGGCGAGCGUGCCUUCUGCGCGGGCGGCGACAUCAAUGUGCUGUAUGAGCGCGCCCUUGCGGGCGAUCACGAGUUCGGCCGCGCCUUCUGGCGCGCCGAGUACCGCAUGAACGCGCAGAUCGCGCAUUUCCCCAAACCCUUCGUCGCCCUUGUCCACGGCAUCGUCAUGGGCGGCGGCGUUGGCGUGUCGCUGCACGGCUCUCACCGCGUCGUUGCCGACACGGUCACCUUCGCCAUGCCCGAAUGCGCGAUCGGGCUGAUCCCCGAUGUCGGCGCAUCGCUGCUGCUCGGGCGCACGCCGGGGCAUUUCGGCGAGUUUCUCGGUUUGACCGGGCGCCGUCUGGAUGCCGCCGAGAUGGUGCAUUGCGGUCUGGCCGACCAGAUCGUCGCGGCCGGGACGAUGGACGAUCUGCGUGCCUCGCUGCUCGAAAGCGGCGAUCCGGCGGAGGCAAAGAAGUUUGCGGUCGAUCCCGGCCAUGCAGCCAUCGCCGCCGAGAAGUCCUCGAUCAACGCGGUGUUCGGUCUUGAGACCAUCGAACUGAUCCAUGAGGCAUUGCGCGCGCUGGACAAUGACUGGGGCGCAGAGGUCCGGGGUCAACUCGACGCGGGCUCGGUGCUGUCCCAGCACAUCGCCCUGUCGACGAUCCGCAAGGCGCGCCGGCACGGAUCGGUCGUUGCCACCCUCCGGGACGAAUUCCGGUUCACGUCGCGGGCGACCGAACGCGCCGAACUGAUCGAAGGCAUCCGCGCCGCCGUCAUCGACAAGGACCGCAAUCCGCAAUGGCGCUACAGGACGCUGCAAGACGUGCCGGACCCGCUGCUUUCCGAGUUUUCCGAAAAGGCGCCCGGCGGAGCGGUGAUCACCAUGCUCCCCAACGGCGACAUCCUGCGCCAGGUCUAUGCGCACAUCGUUCCGGCGGCGCCCGCCGGGAGCCUUUUUGUCGACUGCACGACCGCCGAUGUGGACAGUGCGGUCGCCGCGGCCCGUGAAGCCGAACAAGCCGGACAUCUGGCGCUGGAUGCCCCGGUAUCCGGCGGUGUUGCGGGGGCGCAGGCCGGCACGCUGACAUUCAUGGUCGGCGGCUCGCCGGCCGCAUUCGAGCGGGCCGCGCCACUGCUCGACACGAUGGGCCAGCGGGCCAUUGCCUGCGGCCCGUCCGGCUCGGGACAGGCCGCCAAGAUCUGCAACAACAUGCUGCUCGGCAUCACCAUGGCCGGCACCUGCGAGGCGAUCGCUCUGGCCGACAGUCUCGGGCUCGACCGGCAGGCCUUCUUCGACGUGGUCUCGACGUCGUCGGGCCAGUGCUGGUCGGUCAACACCUACUGCCCGAUGCCGGGCAUCGGACCAGCCUCCCCGGCCGACAAUGAUUACAAGCCCGGCUUUGCCGCCGAACUGAUGCUCAAGGAUCUCGACUUGAGCCAGAAGGCCGCCGGCGCGUCCGGAACCGCGACGCCGCUUGGAGCGACGGCAUCCGAUCUCUACAGGGCGUUCGUGGAAGGCACCGGCACGGGCAAGGCGGUCAUGAGCGGGCCUGCGAUCGUCUGGGAACGGCGCGACCGCGUCCUGCUGAUCACCCUCAACCGACCCCGGCAGCUCAACGCGCUCAAUCGGGACACGGUGCGCGAGCUCAACGCGCUGCUGGUGCCGGCGGACAAAGACCCGGCGCUCGGCUGCGUGGUCAUUACCGGCAACGACAAGGCAUUCGCCGCCGGCGCGGACAUCAAGGAGAUGCAGGACAAGUCCUAUCAGGCCAUGGCGCGCGACGAUCAUUUCGCCGAAUGGGAGACAUUUGCCCGCCUGCGCACACCGCGCAUCGCCGCCGUCAACGGCUACGCGCUGGGUGGUGGCUGCGAACUGAUGCUGAUGUGCGAUUUCGCGAUCGCCGGCCGCUCGGCGAAAUUCGGCCUGCCGGAGAUCAAGCUCGGUGUCAUGCCGGGCAUGGGCGGCACGCAGCGGCUGCCCCGGCUGGUGGGUCGCGCGCUGGCCAUGGAUCUGAUUCUGACAGGCCGGAUGAUGGACGCCGCCGAGGCGCUCGCCGCCGGCCUUGUUGCGCGCCUCGUCGAUGACGAUGCGGUCGUGGAAACCGCCUUGAAGGCGGCCGAGACCAUCGCCGGCUAUUCGAAACCGGCCACCCUUCUGGCCCGCGAUGCCGUGAACCGUGCCGACGAGGUCUCGCUGUCGGAAGGCGCACUGUUCGAACGCCGGGUGUUUCACUCGCUUUUUGCGACCGAAGACCGGCGCGAGGGCAUGGCGGCCUUCGUCGAGAAGCGGAAGCCGACCUUCACCGGCAACUGA
Messenger RNA from Effrenium voratum, 4707 nucleotides. The record is from the annotation of a GenBank genome assembly. Lineage: Eukaryota; Dinophyceae; Suessiales; Symbiodiniaceae.